Zasmidium cellare ATCC 36951 is the source of this 1389-nucleotide messenger RNA. RefSeq lists its product as uncharacterized. The transcript is spliced from 2 exons. The record is from RefSeq and is a predicted model, not a curated record. Bases 1 to 1389 code for a protein of 462 amino acids. Lineage: Eukaryota; Fungi; Ascomycota; Dothideomycetes; Mycosphaerellales; Mycosphaerellaceae. Gene Ontology annotation, molecular function: protein binding; phosphatidylcholine lysophospholipase A1 activity.
AUGAGACUCACCGGCAACAUGUCGCCCACUCCGCUCAAGAUCAUGAUUGUGGGCGACUCCAUCACACACGGCGAAGAAGGCGAUUUUACCUGGCGGUACCGAGUAUGGGAAUGGUUCAAGAACUGUGCGCCAGAGGUCGAUAUCAAGCUCGUUGGACCAGCUGUCGGAACAGUGCCUCCUCAGAUUCCACAGCCUCCUCAGCCACCAAGAUUACCAUGGGAGAAGGAGCCCGAGGAUAGAGACAUGACGUCUGGAGGAUAUUCUCGUUCCGCGUCCAAAGACUUCGACAAAUUUCACUUCUCGCAUACGGGUCGGCAAGUCGCCUGGGCCAUGGACAGAAUCAAGGAACAGGUCGAAACUUACCAGCCGGAUAUGCUACUGGUCAUGCUUGGCUUUAAUGACAUGGCUUGGUUUGUUGCUGGUGCUGAAGACACUAUCAAAAAUACCCAAAAGUUCAUCGAAGAAGCAAGAUCAGCCAAGCCAGACAUUCAUUUCGCCAUCGGAAAUGUCCUUCAACGGGAACACAUGCACGGACGUGACGACUUGGCCAAGAUGACUGCAAGGUACAAUUGUAUGCUACUCGAUGCCAUCCCGGAAUGGAGUAAGAAGAGUUCACGGGUCGAGCAUGUCGAGAUCGAAAGGAACUACGGCUAUACACCGGACGAAUGUAAGGGAACUCACGACGGCCUGCAUCCCAAUGAGCUGGGAGACUUCCAGAUUGCCAAGGCAUUUACGGAGACACUGCAUCGAGCUUAUGGUUAUGGAAGUAAACCACUGAAGGUGCCAGCCCAUAUCCCCGAGCGACCGUUACCGGUGCCGUCGAACAUUAAAGUCCAAGGUGUCUCGUAUGGCGUGCAAUGCACCUUUGAUGCAGUUUACGGAUCGCGAGGCUACGACGUGAGGCAGCGGGUGAAAGGUUCGGACGACUGGAAUGAGAUGCACAUUGGACCAAAUCAAGUCGAUAACAGCUUUACCGGCGACGACACAGAGUGGGAAUAUCAGGUGCGCUCGACGGGUGGUAUCGGACAGAAGGGCGAGUGGUCAGAAACUGCAAGAGGCCAAGCCAGGAGAGAAACCGCACCAGCUCCUCCAAACGGCAAAGUCUUCGCCACGCCGAAAGGUUUCGAAGCAUCGUGGGACGAAUUGCAAGGAUGGGAUGUGGACCGGUAUUGCGUGCUGUACCAGGACAAGACUUCGCCAGGAUUUCUCUGUGGGAAAGCUGCAGCGGGCACAACGGCUGAGGUUGAUGAUCUCGAGAAGGAUCACCGCUUCGAAGUAUGGGUGCAGACAUGGACGAGCAAGGGGCCUGGUGUACCCGCUGGGAUAGGAACGAUUGUUGUUGGAAGCGGUGUGUUCUCUCGGCCGGCGAGUGCGAGCCGACAGAAAUGA